GUCUGACUUCUUCUCACCUCGCCUGCUCGACACUGAGCGCCUCGACGACUUGUUCAACAACGACCAGAUCUGUGAGAUUCUCAACCACAGCCAGGAUGUCCGAGAUGGAGGCUACCGCCGGCCACAGCAAGGCUUGUUGCAACGUCCCGCCAGUCGUUGCUUCGGGCUACAAGACCAAGGGCUCGUACGAGGAUCUGGGUGGCUACAAGACUUACGUCACUGGCCCCGAGGACGCCGACAAGGGCAUCAUCUCCGUCUACGACAUCUUUGGCUAUUUCGACCAAACGUUACAGGGUGCCGACAUCCUGGCCACCAGCGACGUCAACCAAAAAUACAAGGUUUUCAUGCCCGACUGGUUCAAGGGCAAGCCGUGCCCCAUUGAGUGGUACCCUCCGGACACGGAGGAGAAGCAAAAGAGCCUGGGGGCCUGGUUCGGCGGCUGGGCGCCCGGCGAGACGGCGGCCAAGAUCCCUGACUACGUCAAGGCGGUGCAGGAGAAGUACCCCGGCGUCAAGGCGUGGGGCAUCAUCGGCUACUGCUGGGGUGGGAAAAUCGUCUCGCUCGUAACGUCCCAGCCCGACACCAACCCCUUCAGGAUCGGAGCCUCGAUCCACGCGGCCUUUAUCGACGCCAACGAAGCCAAGGAAAUCAAGGUGCCCGUCAUAAUGCUGGCGUCGAUGGAGGAGGAGGAGGAGGACGUCAAGGCGUUCGAAGCCGCCCUCACGGUGCCCAAGCACGUCGAGAUGUUCAACGACCAGGUGCACGGCUGGAUGGCUGCCCGCGCCGACCUGACGCAGCCCAGGGUGAAGGAAGAGUACAUUCGGGGCUACAAGGCGGUUCUCGACUUCUUUGGCAAGAACUGGAGCUAGAGGGCCGGCGCACAUGGUUAUCUGCUGGAGCGGGGAGCGGGUGAGAAGUUGUCGCAGGUCGGCCAAUGGAUUUCCCGAAAGCCAACAGUCGGUCGCCGGCCACGUUUAAGAAUCAACCGUGUCCAAUAUGUUCUUCCGUCUCCCACUGCCACAUAGUGCGUCUGUCUUAACGUUGCUCGACAGCCUUAUCUUGCUCGCUAUCAUGGUUGGUUGAACCGGAUGACGUGCGCCGAC
Gaeumannomyces tritici R3-111a-1 is the source of this 1103-nucleotide messenger RNA. Its product is annotated as dienelactone hydrolase. The record is from RefSeq and is a predicted model, not a curated record. Lineage: Eukaryota; Fungi; Ascomycota; Sordariomycetes; Magnaporthales; Magnaporthaceae. Gene Ontology annotation, molecular function: hydrolase activity. The transcript is spliced from 4 exons. Bases 96 to 869 code for a protein of 257 amino acids.